This is a messenger RNA of Plasmodium vinckei vinckei, 501 nucleotides long. RefSeq names its product 50S ribosomal protein L17, apicoplast, putative. NCBI's taxonomy places the organism in Eukaryota, Apicomplexa, Aconoidasida, Haemosporida, Plasmodiidae. The coding region runs from base 1 to 501 and encodes 166 amino acids. Gene Ontology annotation, biological process: translation. The transcript is spliced from 3 exons. The record is from RefSeq and is a predicted model, not a curated record. Gene Ontology annotation, cellular component: large ribosomal subunit; ribosome. Gene Ontology annotation, molecular function: structural constituent of ribosome.
AUGAAGACCUGCAUAUUAUUACUUUUCCUAUGCAAGAACAUAUUGGCAUAUGUGUUAAAUAAAAAUGCUCCAAUACAUUUUACAUUAAAUAAAAAUGCCGUAAGAAACACCAUAAAUAAAAGAGAUAGCCUAUUAUUAGCACAUACGAACAAAAAUUUUAGGAAAUUAGGAAGGGAUAGAUCACAAAGAAGAGCUUUGCUUAGAGCACUAACAACUAGUGUUUUGAGACACGGAAAAAUUGUUACAACCGAAGCAAAAGCUAAAGAAGCUCGAAGGAAGGUGGAUAGAAUAAUAACAUAUGCUAAAAAGCACUUUAAUAACAAGCAAUACAGCUAUCGAUUAAUAGCUAAUUACGUUUAUGACAGAGAAUUAGCCCUUAAUAUUGUUAAGCAAGCACCCAUUAAAUAUAAAGAAAGAAAUGGAGGAUACACAAAAAUAAAACUUUUACCGAAAAGUAGAAAAGGAGAUGCAGCAAGGAUGGCAAGCUUAGAACUUGUGUAA